This is a messenger RNA of Rana temporaria (common frog), 2689 nucleotides long. RefSeq names its product zinc finger protein 268-like. Gene Ontology annotation, biological process: regulation of transcription by RNA polymerase II. Gene Ontology annotation, molecular function: RNA polymerase II cis-regulatory region sequence-specific DNA binding; DNA-binding transcription factor activity. The transcript has a single exon. The coding region runs from base 306 to 2042 and encodes 578 amino acids. NCBI's taxonomy places the organism in Eukaryota, Metazoa, Chordata, Amphibia, Anura, Ranidae. The record is from RefSeq and is a predicted model, not a curated record.
ACAGAAGAAUCGAUCUUGUCAUAUUGGUCUUUAGAAUUAUAACAAAGUCCCACAGAAAACGAGUCAUAUGGGUGUUUUAAGGGACUGAACGUCUUUAUUGCAGUUCACUCGACGAUUCCUACAGGGCACAAGCCAUAUUGGUGUUCUUAAUGUCAUAAAUGUUUUAGAUGCUCUUCAACAUCUGUCCAGCUUCAGAGGACAUCAGGCAAGUCGGUGUUCUGAAAGUGACAAUGUCUUUACAGCCCAUGUAUACAUAAGGAGUCAUUUCAAAAGCUAUUGUUUGAAAUGUGACAAAAGGUUUUACCAUGAAGACAAAACAUAUCAAACACCAGCAGGUUCACACUGUAGAGAAGCCAUAUCAUUGUUCUGAAUGUGAUAAAGCUUUUUUAUACAAGUCACAUCUUUUCGUACACCAGAAGAUUCACACUGGAGAGAAACCAUUUCAGUGUUCUGAAUGUGACAAAGCUUUUACAUCGAACGCAGAUCUGAUCAGACACCAGAGGGUUCACACUGGAGAGAAGCCAUAUCAGUGUUCUGAAUGUGACAAAACUUUUAAAUUUAAGGAAGGCCUUAAUGUACAUGAGAGGAUUCACACAGGAGAGAAACAAUUUCAGUGUUCCAAAUGUGAAAAAUCUUUUCUACAGAAGGUACAGCUUAUCCAUCAUGAGUGGGUUCACACUGGAGAGAAACCAUAUCAAUGUUCUGAAUGUGACAAAGCUUUUAUAAGAAAAUCAGGUCUUAUCAGACAUAAGAUGAUUCACACUGGUGAGAAGCCGUAUGAGUGUUCUGAAUGUGAUAAAGCUUUCCACUUGAAGGCUAAUCUUCUCUCACACCAGAAGAUUCACACUGGUGAGAAGCCGUAUCAGUGUUCUGAAUGUGAUAAAGCUUUCCACUUGAAGGCUAAUCUUCUCUCACACCAGAAGAUUCACACUGGUGAGAAGCCGUAUCAGUGUUCUGAAUGUGAUAAAGCUUUUGCAUUUAAGAAAAGCCUUAUCCAACACCAGAGGAUUCACACGGGAGAGAAGCUGUAUCAGUGUUCAGAAUGUGGGAAAGCUUUUGCAACCAAGCCACAGCUUAUCAAACACCAGAGGAUUCACACUGGAGAGAAGCCGUAUCAGUGUUCUGAAUGUGGUAAAGCUUUUGCACUGAAGGCAGUCCUUAUCAAUCACCAGAGGAUUCACAUUGGAGAGAAGCCAUAUAAAUGUUCGGUAUGUGGUAAAGCUUUUAGACAUACUCAAAGCCUUAUCACACACCAGAAAGUUCACACAGGAGAGAAGCCACAUCAGUGUUCUGUAUGUAACAUGACCUUUGCAUUGAACUCAGAGCUUACCAUUCACCAGAUACUUCACACUGGAGAGAGGCCAUAUCAUUGUUCUGAAUGUGAUAAAGCUUUUACACAUAAGUCAAAGCUUUUCAGACACCAGAAGAUUCACACUGGAGAGAAGCCGUUUCAGUGUUCAGAAUGCGACAAAGCUUUUCAAGUAAAAUCAAGGCUUAUCAUGCAUGAGAUGAUUCACACUGGAGAGAAGCCAUAUCAGUGUUCUGAAUGUGACAAAGCUUUUCCCUGCAAGAAGGUGUUUAUCAGACACCAGAGGAUUCACGCAGGAGAGAAGCCUUAUCAAUGCUCUGAGUGUGACAAAGCUUUUACAAUGCAGCCAGAAUUUAUCAGACACAAGAUGGUUCACACUGGAGAGAAGCCUUAUCAAUGUUCUGAGUGUGGUAAAGAAUUUGCACGUAAGGAAAGCCUUGUCCGACACCAGAUAGUUCACACUGGAGAGAAGCAAUUUCAAUGCUCAGAAUGUGAUAAAGCUUUUAAACAUAAGGAAAGCUUUGUUGUACACCAGAAGGCUCACAAGGGAGAGAAUCCAUAUCGGUGUACAGAAUGUGGCAAAGCUUUUACAGUGAAAAAAGAUCUCAUCAGACAUCAAAGGACUCACACUGGAGAGAAGCCUUAUGAGUGUACUGAAUGUGAUAAAGCUUUUAGUCAGAAGAUAGGUCUUAUCAGACACCAGAGGGUCCACACUGGAGAGAAGCCAGAAUGAGACAAAGCUUUUACAAUUAAUGCAGAGGGGUAAGCCACAAUAUAAGUGUUGCAGGUAUCUCUUUAGUUUCACACCCCAUUUCAUCCCACAAACUAGUGGAAAAAGCAUAACCCUACUUUAAAAACUAAACUAAACUGAGCAAAUCGGAAUGUAAUAGAUUGAUUCUAUUGAGAUUAGUGCUUAUCACCAUCUGCAUACGCAUAUAAAGUCUGUGAACAUUUUACCUUUUGAUAAUUUUUCCCAUAAAAGCACCAAUAACUGAACGGUGUUUCCUCACAAUUCUCAUAUUAUGCAUUUUUAUCCUUCACUAACUGAGUUGUGUUCCCAAUUGCCUUAUCAUUGCCAAAUCCUGAGCUCAUGCAAUAACAACACUCCGUACCAGAGACUAGUGGUCAAGUGGCAUCUUUCCAAGCCUUUAGGCUGGAUUCACUUCUAUGCAUUUUUAGUGCAUUUUGCAGAUUUGCUCUACCAUCCAUUUACCACGGUUUCCUAUGGAACUGUUGUGCAAAUCUGCAAAAAGCACUAAAAAUGCAUAAACGAUUUGUGGGACACAGCUGAUCAAAUCACGACACCACAUCCCAUGUUAAAUAGAAAAACAGAUGGGACUUUUAAGGUGUCAAAUUGAAUAAAUCACAUGAACAUAAUAA